Messenger RNA from Paramecium tetraurelia, 1506 nucleotides. RefSeq lists its product as uncharacterized. The transcript has 3 exons. NCBI's taxonomy places the organism in Eukaryota, Ciliophora, Oligohymenophorea, Peniculida, Parameciidae. The record is from RefSeq and is a predicted model, not a curated record.
AUGAAUAAAGAUGGACUUGAAACUAAAUUGCAUUUCCUUUAACAAGAAGUGAGAUAACUUCAGGAAGAGAACAAAGAACUUCGAUAGUUACUCUAACUUAACAAGGAAGUCAUAAAAAUUCAAAAGGAAUGCUCAUUUAGUUCUGUACUUAUGAAACUCUAUUAUAAGCAACCAAGUACUAGUAACAGUAGAAAAGAGGAUAAUUCGAUUAAAAAGGGAGAACAUAAUUCAGAAAGAGGUUUCUAAUCAUUGUUUUCGCAAUUGUAUGAUGAGAAUAAUUAAUUAUAUGCUCUUAAUGAAGUAAUUGCAAAACAAAGAGAUGAAGCAAGAAGCUAAGCGUUAAUCUUUGAACAAAUAUGUGAAGAUUCAAAUCAUCGCAAUAUGGAACUUUAAUUGGAGAGGCAGAAUCAAUUAUUGGAUUUAUAAAGAAAAUUGAAUGAGAAAGAUUAACAAAUAAUUUCGUUGACUGAGAAAUUGUUUGAGUUGUAGAGCAAAAAGAAAAUCAAAUAAAAGAUAAUGGUCUCCCCUACUGAAGAUGUCUUUGCAGUAUUGAAUCAAAUAGAGUAGAUGAGAAUGUUGAUAGGUUAAAUGAUUAAGGAGAAUAAAUAAUUGAGAGAAGAGAAGAAUAAGAUUUAAAUUCUAAUUGAUGUUCUCUAAAAAUAAGCAUUAAGCAAACAAGAUUAUACUCCUCCUAUAUUAUCACCAAAUAGAAGUCAUGAUGAAAGUCCAAGAAAUCAUAAUUUGAAAGAACAUAAAUAAGUUUCAGGUGCUAAAGUUGAUGAUUCUAGUUAUGUUGAAAUAUUACCAGCUAAAGUGAAUAUUCAAUUUCAAAAAAAUUCAAAUAUCCCUGUACCAAAACUUGAUUUGGCUAAGGCCUAAAAGUUGCAAUAGUUAAAUAUCCAAAAACAAGAGGAGAUUGAGGAAAAGGAAGAAAUAGAAUUGAAAGCAUUUAAGCUCUCAUAGUCAGUCAAAGACAAUUAGCAAAAGGCUUAAACUCCAUCAGCUGGCAAUCCUUUAAAUAUGUUUGCCAGUCCAAAUAAAUUGUGUGUCUAGUUAAACCAGCUAAGCGACUAAAAUAAGGCAUUGCAAAAAGUACUUGCUUAAUGUAGAUAGAAAUUACAAAAUGAAAUUCUGCUCUCCAAAACUUUGGAAGAUCAAGUGAGUGAAUUGGAGAGAAAAAUAAUAGACUUAGAAAAUGUCAAUGAAAUCUUAAUUAAUUCUCAAAUCAAAUACGAAUAAAAAUGGUAGAAAAUUCAUUUAUAGUACAUCGCAUAUAAAGAAUACUUUGAAGCCAAUGAUUAAAUCCAUGAAAGUGCAAGAGAUAAUAAAUGUACCCUUUAAACUAUGAUGAGUCUUCCUUUGUCUGCUAAACAUAGAAAAUCAAAUGUGUCUCAAAAUUUGAGGGAAAUCGCCUACACUCUUUACAAUAAGUGCAAGAUAGAGGAAAGACUCAAUAAUGUAGAAUUCAAAAAUUUAACAAACAUGAAAAGAUCAUCGUCACUUUGA